This is a messenger RNA of Myxocyprinus asiaticus (Chinese sucker), 2719 nucleotides long. RefSeq names its product selenoprotein T2-like. The record is from RefSeq and is a predicted model, not a curated record. Lineage: Eukaryota; Metazoa; Chordata; Actinopteri; Cypriniformes; Catostomidae. Gene Ontology annotation, cellular component: endoplasmic reticulum membrane. Gene Ontology annotation, biological process: cell redox homeostasis. Gene Ontology annotation, molecular function: thioredoxin-disulfide reductase (NADPH) activity. The transcript has 6 exons.
GUUCUUCGCCAUAUUGGUCACUUGCUUGAUCCUGGUCGGCAGUGGUGUGGCAGCUCGGCGGUGGCAGUAGAACCGUGGGCUCGGUUCUGUCGCCGUACACAGGGCCAGAGAUGGCGGAGUACAGUCAGACGGGUAUAUUAACGGCCCUGUUGCUGUUUACUGUGUUAACAGUGAGGGAUAUUUAUGUGGGUCGGAGCAGCAUGACUCAACAGGAGAGCAGCAGCGGGCCUGACAGCUUUCAGGAGCCCGACAUACACACACAGAGGCAGAACAAACCCAAAUUCUAUAUGGGUCCACUUCUCAAGUUCCAGUUCUGCAUAUCCUGAGGGUACAGUAAGGUGUUCCAGGAGUACUCCCGGUCCAUAAGCCAGCUGUACCCGGACAUCAGAAUCGAGGGAGAGAAUUACCCUCCCAAACCUAUCAACAAAUACAUUGCAAAUUUCAUCUCCUACUUUAAACUGCUUGCCAUCGCCUUGAUUGUGACUGGACAAAAUCCGUUCCAAAUGUUCGGGAUGAACACUCCAAGAAUAUGGUCCUGGGGACAGGAGAAUAAGAUAUUUUCCUGUCUCAUGGCAUUCUUCCUUAGCAACAUGGUGGAGACCCAUUUCCUCUCUACUGGAGCAUUCGAGAUUUCAUUGAAUGAUGUGCCCAUUUGGUCCAAGUUGCAAUCAGGAUAUGUGCCCAACAUUCAGGAGCUUUUCCAGAUCUUGGAUAAUCACCUUAAGAUGAAUCAGGUCGACAAGAUGAACUUUCCCUCACCGUAGUGCUGUUGUUUUUGCCAAGAGACAAGUCUCUGGAGCCGUUUCUCUGGUCAGUGGGACUGUGGACUGUGGCAUAAUGAAGGCCUGCACUUCAAACAGCUCGCUGUUAGUGCAGGCUCGAUGCUCCGCCACCACACACACUUCCUCUGCCCGGCGACACACCUUUGGAUGGACUAGAUCUCUUCAGAGCAUCAAACUACAUGCAUUUAUCGUAGGAGGAUCAUGUGUGAGGCCCUAAAGCUAUUAUUAAAUGCAGAAGUUGAUGACACAUGCAAGUGGUUAUUGACCAGUGACUUUGGUUGAGGUUGUUUUCUUUUUGUAACUAGUGCUUUCAUCUUAAAUUGUAUGGGAUGUUCCAUAUUUCUCAAGGCAACUGUGAUUUUUAUUUUUUUAUUUUUACUAAUGUCUUAAUUACGUUUAAACAUAAUUAUUUGUUUGCACUGGUGUAGAACUGUACUGUACUUAGGGUGUCUGACUUUUUUAAUUAGUGGGAAUAUCUGUACUGCUGAAAUAUGCAGUGUUGUUAGAGUGAGCUAGAUCUUUUUUUUUUUUUUUUAAGGAAUACUCUCAUUAAAAAGUUAUAUUCUGUUGUUACUUACACUCGUGUUGUUCCAAACCCAACUUUCUUCUGUGAAAUACAAAAGGAGAAGGUUUGAACAAAUUCCAUGCUGCUGUUUCCUUAACAAUGACAAUGAAUGGUGAGCUCUGUCAUACUACAAGUCAUCUGAUGUCAUAUGAUAACUUUUUGUAAAAAACAGACCAAAUUUGGUCUUUAUUCACUCAACAUUUUUAUUCAAAUUUGCCGCAGUCGGUUGCAACACGCAAUGGCAUCUGGCGUCACUGACAUCAAACCUGGUGCGGUGCAUCUUAAUGUGUACAGUACUGUGCAAAAGUUUUAGGCACUUGUGAAAAAUGUUGCAUAGUGAGGAUGUUUUCAAAAAUAAUGACAUAAAUAGUUUUUAUUUAUCACUUAAUGUCAUACAAAGUCCAGUAAACAUAAAAAAAAAGCUAAAUCAAUAUUUGGUGUGACCACCUUUGCUUUUAAAACAGCACCAAUUCUCCUAGGUACACCUGUACACAGUUUUUCUUGGUUGUUGGCAGAUAGGAUGUUCCAAGCUUCUUGGAGAAUUCACCACAGUUCUUCUAUCUAUUUAGGCUGUCUCAAUUGCUUCUGUCUCUUUAUGUAAUCCCAGACUGACUCGAUGUUCAGUGGGGGGGCUUUGGGGAGCAAUGCCAUCUCUUGCAGAGCACCCUGAUCUUCUGUUCUAAUCUUUUCUAUUUGCAAAAGUAAUGUUUGGGAGUCUAACAUUUAUUUUUCCUAUUGACACUAAAGAUGAAGAUAUAAAUAACCAUCUUAAGACAAAUGUUUUUGUGAAACAUCUUAAGUGCCUAAAACUUUUGCACAGUACUGUAUUUGAAUGUAUGCAAAUUUGAGAGUUUAGGUGGAGGUUUUCAGCCAAUUCUGACUUUGGUUUGUCAUGACAUGAGAGGGAGAAAAUGACAGAAUUUUCAUUUUGGGGGAACUAUUCCUUUUAUUUGGUUGAAACUGUAAAUUCAUGUCCACUCCAUCACAAUAGGUUUGUUGCUUUGAUUCAUAAGGACAGUACGCUAAAGUGCCGUUGUUGGGAAUUUAAGGCUUUCGCUUAACUGUUCAACUGUCUGGCACUGCCAGAGAAAUCUGUCGAAUCAGCGUAACUAUAGAGAGCAAGUGUCUGGAUUGCUGCAGUCAUGAUUGUGUGAUUGAGAAUGUUGCCUAUCAAAAGAUGUGAAAGGUAAUUCUAAAGGCUGCCUCUAUUUUUCCAGCUCAAUGAAUAUGUGGUGGUAAGAAAUGCAGACCUUAUAUUUUAGUGUACUUAUCUGUGAGUUUGUAACAGAAAUGAUGCUUAAUUGGGAUUAGAUUGAGAGAUAAAAAUGUACCCUAUUUCACAGUGAUAUAAAAUAAAGAUGUAAUAAAUACA